This is a messenger RNA of Cucurbita pepo subsp. pepo (vegetable marrow), 1052 nucleotides long. The record is from RefSeq and is a predicted model, not a curated record. NCBI's taxonomy places the organism in Eukaryota, Viridiplantae, Streptophyta, Magnoliopsida, Cucurbitales, Cucurbitaceae.
GGUUAUAAAUCCAGUUACUCAGGGCUUUGUGACUUCCAUGAUUCAAUGUGUUAUCCAGUUACUCAGGGCUUUGUGACUUCCAUGAUUCAAUGUGUUCACCUAACAAAUAUGUCCAUAGUAAACACUAAAAGACAUGUUCUUCUUCAACCCAUCUUUUCUUUGCAUUUCUCCCAUUACUGUAACGGUCACUUCCUCUGUUCCCUCUUAAACCCUCCAUUUUCUUUCUCUCUCUAAAACGCCUCUCCUACCAAUGGCGAUCAAUUUCGCUCUCUUUCUCCUCAUUGUCCUGAUUCUCUGCAGCGCGGCGGAGCCCCAGCAUCCCUCGAUCAAAGGCCAAGGCGGCGCGACGGAGCUCUGGUGCGUGGCCAAGAACAACGCCGACGACGCCUCUCUGCAAUCCGCACUCGACUGGGCUUGCGGUGCUGGCGGCGCCGAAUGUUCCCCAAUCCAGCCCAGUGGCGCCUGCUACGACGCCUCCAAUGUCCAGAACAUGGCCUCCUUCGCCUUCAACGAUUACUUCCUCAAACACGGCAUGACUGACGACAGUUGCUUCUUCCAAAACUCCGCCGCUAUCACUUCCUUAAACCCUAGCUAUGGAAAUUGCAGAUUCCCAUCUAGUUCGUUGAGAAAUGGGAACUUCUCAAGCCAAUCCACGUCCGUAGGGCUGGGACCAAGCGAAAACCUAAGCGGAUCGGGUCGAAGAUCGGGUCGGAUAUGGGUUUGGCCCAUAGCAAUCGGGCUGUUGUUGCGCUUGCGACAACAUUAACGUUGUAGCAAUCAACACGUUGAAAAAAUUAUCACCAAUCAAUCAGUCGACUACCCGACAUCACACCAAACAUUUUUUAUAAAGGUAUGGAAACAUUCUCUAGUAGAUACAUUUUAAAAAACGUGAGACUAACGAUGGUCGGUAAUGGAUUAAAACAGAUAAUAUUUGAUAGCAACAGGCUUGAAUGGAAUGUCACCGAUAGUUAUAUUUUAAGUGGUUGAAUUUUUUUUACUAAGAAGUAUAUAUAUUUAUCAGUCAUUUAAAUGUAAUAAAAUAUUUGAAAUAA